Cheilinus undulatus (humphead wrasse) is the source of this 7819-nucleotide messenger RNA. RefSeq names its product carbamoyl-phosphate synthetase 2, aspartate transcarbamylase, and dihydroorotase (gene cad). The record is from RefSeq and is a predicted model, not a curated record. Gene Ontology annotation, molecular function: ATP binding; carbamoyl-phosphate synthase (glutamine-hydrolyzing) activity; amino acid binding. Gene Ontology annotation, cellular component: cytosol; cytoplasm. The coding region runs from base 299 to 7006 and encodes 2235 amino acids. NCBI's taxonomy places the organism in Eukaryota, Metazoa, Chordata, Actinopteri, Labriformes, Labridae. The transcript has 44 exons. Gene Ontology annotation, biological process: L-citrulline biosynthetic process; L-glutamine metabolic process; UTP biosynthetic process.
GCGAGUGUGGAACACUUCCUGCGCACCGUCCCGUCCGAUUAACCAGAAUUUUACCGAUCAAAACUCCCAUUUUUGUUUUUAUUGUCUCCUCGUCGACUCUGGAUUCGCUAGGACGCUGAAAUAAGUCUGUCCGGUGAGGAAAUCUGUUUUUUAACGGCUGUUUCCCCGUCUUGACGCAUCUGCAUCCUCUGCCCCCUCGCGCGGCGUGUGAUUCACGUGGAGUUGGAGGUUUCAUCACUUCUCAGAUACACCAUCAGUUUCCCGGUUUGACUUGUUAGCAUUAGCUUUCGGAGAAAAUAUGACAAAGAUGGCAACGCUGAUCCUGGAGGACGGGACGACGUUCAAAGGCCUCCUUUUCGGAGCAAAUGUGUCAGUUUCGGGAGAAGUUGUGUUUCAGACAGGUAUGGUGGGAUAUCCUGAGGCUCUGACUGACCCAUCCUACCGCUGCCAGCUGUUGACGCUCACUUACCCUCUGGUGGGCAACUAUGGUGUACCUGCGGAGGAAGAGGGAGAGUUUGGAUUGAGCAAGUGGUUUGAGUCGUCAAAGAUCCAUGCUGCAGCUCUGAUUAUCGGAGAGCUGGCAGAGAAUCCCAGUCAUUGGAGUUCAGUCAAGUCGCUGGACCAGUGGCUCAAAGAGCAGGGAAUUCCUGGAUUACAAGGCAUCGACACUCGCCAUCUGACCAAAAAGAUCAGAGAGAAGGGAACCAUGUUGGGGAAGCUGGUUGUGGAUGGAACUCCUGAGGACAGCAUCCCUUUUGACAACCCAGACCAGAGGAACCUGGUCCAAGAGGUUUCCAUGAAGGAGCCCAGAGUUUUCAACCCUAGCGGCAGUCUGCGUAUCACUGUGGUGGACUGUGGCAUCAAAUACAAUCAGAUCCGCUGUCUGGCACAGAGAGGAGCCUGUGUGACAGUUGUGCCCUGGGACCAUCCACUGGACAGCAAAGAUUUUGAUGGUUUGUUCAUCAGUAACGGCCCAGGGGAUCCUCAGUUCUGUCAGAGCACCAUCAACAAUGUAAGGAAGGUCGUCUGCGUGGAGAACCCAAAGCCAGUUUUCGGUAUUUGUCUUGGACAUCAGCUGCUCUCUUUAGUAAUUGGAUCCAAGACUUACAAGAUGAAGUAUGGCAACCGUGGCCACAACCAGCCAUGUAUACACAACGGGACGGAUCGCUGCUUCAUCACCAGUCAAAACCACGGAUUUGCCGUCGACCAGGACACUCUGCCAGAAGACUGGGACGUCCUCUUCACCAACGCCAACGAUCACACCAAUGAGGGCAUCGUGCACAACACUAAACCUCUAUUCAGUGUUCAGUUCCAUCCAGAGCACAUGGCCGGGCCAACAGACCUGGUCAGCCUGUUUGACGUUUUCCUUGACACAGUGAGAGACCACAAGGAGGGAAAAGCCUCCAAAACUGUGAAGCAGCGUCUGAUGGACCACCUCACCUUCCCUGCCUCGCCAAAGCCUGAAGAGAUGACCCGACCAAGGAAGGUCCUCAUCCUGGGCUCUGGAGGACUGUCCAUUGGCCAGGCAGGAGAGUUUGACUACUCAGGCUCUCAGGCUAUCAAGGCUCUUAAGGAGGAAAAUAUCCAGACGGUGUUGAUCAACCCAAACAUCGCCACAGUCCAGACCUCCAAGGGCCUUGCAGACAAAGUCUACUUUCUACCAAUCACGGCGGAGUACGUCACUCAGGUAAUAAAGAACGAGCGUCCAGAUGGCGUGCUGCUAACCUUCGGUGGUCAGACUGCUCUUAACUGCGGUGUGGAGCUGACCAAACUUGGCGUCCUUGAGAAGUAUAAGGUCAAAGUUCUGGGCACGCCGGUGGCCUCCAUCGAGAUGACCGAAGACAGGAAGAUCUUUGUGGAGAAAAUGGAGGAGAUCAAUGAGCAUGUCGCUCCGAGUGAGGCGGCGCUGUCUGUGGAGCAGGCUUUAGCAGCAGCAGAACGUCUAGGAUACCCAGUCCUGGUCCGUUCAGCGUUCGCUCUCGGGGGUUUGGGAUCAGGCUUUGCCAAUAACAGAGAGGAGUUGACCUCUCUGGUGACGUCUGCCUUCGCCCACACCUCUCAGGUGCUGGUGGACAAAUCCCUGAAAGGCUGGAAGGAGAUUGAGUACGAGGUGGUCCGUGAUGCCUACGACAACUGUGUCACAGUGUGUAAUAUGGAGAAUAUUGACCCUCUGGGCAUCCAUACUGGGGAGUCUAUCGUGGUGGCGCCCAGUCAGACGCUAAAUGACCAUGAGUACAACAUGCUGAGGAACACCGCCAUCAAAGUCAUCAGACACCUUGGCAUUGUGGGAGAGUGCAACAUCCAGUACGCUCUCAACCCAGAGUCUGAGCAGUACUACAUCAUCGAGGUGAACGCUCGCCUGUCCAGGAGCUCAGCUCUGGCCAGUAAAGCGACAGGUUACCCCCUCGCUUACGUAGCAGCUAAACUUGGCCUGGGAAUCCCGCUUCCAGAACUCAAGAACUCUGUUACCAACUCGACCACAGCAAACUUUGAGCCCAGUUUGGAUUACUGUGUGGUGAAGGUUCCACGCUGGGAUCUAAGCAAGUUUCUACGUGUUUCAACCAAGAUUGGCAGCUCCAUGAAGAGUGUUGGUGAGGUGAUGGCUAUCGGACGUAGCUUUGAGGAGGCCUUCCAGAAGGCUCUGAGGAUGGUGGAUGAGAACUGUGUUGGCUUUGAUCAUACCAUCAAACCAGUCUCAGAAAAGGAGUUGCAGACUCCCACUGAUAAGCGAAUCUUUGUUCUGGCGGCGGCGCUCAGAGCCGGCUACACGGUGGAUCAGCUGUACGAUCUCACCAAGAUCGACCGCUGGUUCCUGCACAAGAUGAAGAACAUUGCUGACCACGAACUUCUCCUGGAGUCAUACCACCAGGAUGAGAGCACCAUGCCUCCUGAGGUGAUGAGGAAGGCCAAGCAGCUCGGCUUCUCAGACAAACAGAUAGCACUGGCUGUGCAGAGCACGGAGCUUGCAGUGAGAAAGCUGCGUCAUGAUUGGUCCAUCCUCCCUGUAGUGAAGCAGAUCGAUACGGUGGCAGCUGAAUGGCCGGCCUUCACAAACUACCUUUACCUGACGUACCACGGCAGUGAGGAUGACCUGCACUUCAACGACCAGCACGUCAUGGUGAUCGGCUCAGGCGUGUACCGCAUUGGCAGCAGCGUGGAGUUUGAUUGGUGCGCUGUUGGCUGCAUCACUGAGCUCAGGAAGAUGGGCUACAAGACCAUCAUGGUGAACUACAACCCAGAGACUGUCAGUACGGAUUACGACAUGUGUGACCGCCUCUACUUUGAUGAGAUCUCCUUUGAGGUGGUGAUGGAUAUCUAUGAGAGAGAAAAUCCAGACGGUGUCAUCCUCUCUAUGGGAGGUCAGCUGCCCAACAACAUCGCCAUGUCUCUGCACCGCCAGCAGUGCCGCAUCCUCGGUACAUCCCCAGAGUUCAUUGACUCUGCAGAGAACAGGUUCAAGUUCUCCAGAAUGCUCGACACCAUCGGGAUCAGCCAGCCACAGUGGAAGGAGCUCUCUGACACUGAGUCUGCUGUGAAGUUCUGUGAGACAGUGGGUUAUCCCUGCCUGGUUCGUCCUUCCUAUGUCCUCAGUGGAGCAGCCAUGAACGUUGCCUACAGUGACAGUGACCUGGAGAAGUACCUGAGCAGCGCUGUUGCUGUUUCCAAGGAACACCCUGUCGUCAUCUCCAAAUUCAUUCAGGAGGCAAAGGAGAUAGAUGUGGAUGCUGUGGCCUCUGACGGGGUUGUUUUAGCCAUUGCCAUCUCUGAACACGUGGAGAACGCUGGUGUUCACUCUGGCGAUGCCACCUUGGUCACACCUCCACAGGAUCUCAAUCAGAAGACGAUGGAGAGGAUCAAGAUGAUCGUCCAUGCCAUCGGUCAGGAGCUGCAGGUUACUGGACCUUUCAACCUGCAGCUGAUCGCAAAGGAUGACCAACUGAAGGUGAUCGAGUGCAACGUCCGAGUCUCCCGCUCCUUCCCCUUCGUAUCAAAGACUCUGGGUGUCGACCUUGUUGCCUUGGCAACUCAGGCCAUCGUUGGUGAGGAGGUGGAGCCUGUGGGACUGAUGAGGGGAAAAGGGAUUGUAGGAGUCAAGGUUCCUCAGUUCUCCUUCUCUCGUCUGGCUGGAGCUGAUGUGGUCCUCGGGGUGGAGAUGACCAGCACAGGGGAGGUGGCCUGUUUUGGGGAGAACAGAUAUGAGGCGUAUCUUAAAGCGAUGCUCUCCACAGGCUUCAAGAUCCCCAAAAAGAACAUCCUGCUCUCCAUCGGCAGCUAUAAGAACAAAAGUGAGCUGCUGCCCACUGUUCAGGCUCUGGAGUCCAUGGGUUACGAUCUCUACGCCAGUCUGGGUACGGCUGACUUCUACACAGAGCACGGAGUCAAGGUGACAGCCGUGGAUUGGCCGUUUGAGGAGGAGGAGGACAGCGAGUGUCCCACCAAAGAGAAGCAGCGCAGCAUCAUGAACUAUCUGGAGGAAAACCACUUCGAUCUGGUCAUAAAUCUCUCCAUGAGGAACAGUGGAGGUCGCAGACUCUCCUCCUUUGUCACUAAAGGUUACCGAACAAGACGCAUGGCUAUCGAUUACUCUGUGCCGCUCAUCAUCGACAUCAAGUGCACCAAGCUCUUUGUGCAGGCUCUUCGUCAGAUUGGUCGCAAACCACCGGUGAAAACUCACGUGGACAGCAUGGCGUCUCAGACGCUGGUCCGUCUGCCUGGUCUGAUUGAUGUGCAUGUUCACCUGCGGGAGCCUGGAGCCACACAUAAGGAGGACUUCUCCUCAGGUACUGCAGCUGCUCUGGCAGGAGGAGUCACCAUGGUGUGUGCCAUGCCCAACACUUCCCCUGCCGUCACCGAUCCCAACACUCUGGCUCUGGUACAGAAGUUGGCUAAAGCAGGCUGCCGCUGCGACUACGCUCUGUACUUGGGAGCAGCUUCAGACAACGCUGCUGUCCUGCCGUCCAUCGCUAACCAGGCUGCUGGUCUGAAGAUGUACCUCAACGACACAUACUCCACUCUGAAGAUGGACAAUGUCUCUCUGUGGAUGGAGCACUUUGAGAAGUGGCCCAAACAGAUGCCAAUCGUUGCUCACGCUGAGAAACAGACGGUGGCUGCCAUCCUGAUGGUGGCUCAGCUCUACCAACGGCCGGUCCACAUCUGCCACGUAGCCAAAAAAGAAGAGAUCCUGAUCAUCCGAGCAGCAAAGCAGAAGGGCAUCCAGGUCACGUGUGAGGUAGCACCUCAUCACCUCUUCCUCUGUGAGGACAAUGUGGUGGAGAUCGGAGAUGGACGAGCGCAGGUCCGGCCCAUGCUGGGAACACGAGAGGACAUGGAGUCUCUGUGGGAAAACCUGGACAUCAUCGACUGCUUUGCGACAGAUCACGCUCCUCACUCUGUGGAGGAGAAGAAUGGCGAGCGUCCCCCUCCUGGUUACCCUGGCCUGGAGACGAUGCUGCCGCUGCUGCUGACUGCCGUCAGUGACGGACGUCUCACUCUGGAUGAUAUCAUCAGGCGUCUCUAUGACAAUCCGCGCAGGAUCUUUAACCUCCCUGCCCAGGAGAACACCUACGUGGAGGUGGACUUGGAGCAGGAGUGGGUGAUUCCUCAGGCGAUGCAGUUCACUAAGUCCAAGUGGACCCCCUUCCAGGGUAUGAAGGUGAAGGGUAAAGUCCGAAGAGUGGUCCUGCGAGGGGACGUGGCCUACAUCGAUGGCCAGGUGUUGGUCCCUCCAGGUUAUGGUGAAGAUGUGAAAACUUGGCCAGUUACUACGAUCCAUCCUCCUGAAGUUGUUAAAGAAUGUCCAAUGACUCCAGAGCACCCACGUCCCACUCCUCCUCGGGAAGGCCCUGUCCGAACUCGAGCACCGAGCCCCCGACGAUCAGCAGGAGAGGCCCGCUACUUGUUGCCUCCUCGCGUCCACCGCUCCUCUGACCCAGGCCUACCACCAGAGAUGGUCAUGCUACCACCAUCAGGUGCAGGUGAUAAUUACAGCCAUCCUCCUCCUCUGUCCCGGCUGCUUUCUCCUCAAUCGGGACCAGGACAGAUACCUGCUGGACAGGUGUCCCACUUUCAGACCUCUCCUCUGCUGCACCCACUGGUGGGCCAGCACAUCCUGUCAGUCAGACAGUUCAGCAAAGAGCAGAUGUCUCAUCUUUUCAAUGUCGCCCACACUCUGCGUUUGAUGGUUCAGAAGGAGCGAAGCCUGGAAAUCCUGAAGGGUAGAGUCAUGGCGUCCAUGUUCUACGAGGUCAGCACUCGCACCAGCAGCUCCUUUGCAGCGGCCAUGCAGCGUCUGGGUGGCUCAGUCGUCCACUUCAGUGAGUCCACUUCGUCCACACAGAAAGGAGAAUCUCUGGCUGACUCCGUCCAGACCAUGAGCUGUUACGCUGACGUACUUGUCCUCCGACAUCCAACACCUGGAGCCGUCGAGAGUGCGUCCCGUCAUUGCCGUAAGCCGGUGAUCAAUGCUGGAGAUGGAGUAGGGGAGCAUCCGACCCAGGCUCUGCUGGACGUCUUCACUAUCAGGGAAGAGCUGGGAACGGUCAACGGCAUGACGAUAACCAUGGUUGGUGAUCUGAAGCACGGCCGCACAGUUCAUUCCCUCGCCAAACUGCUGACCCAGUACCGCAUCACGCUGCGCUAUGUGGCUCCUAAGAACCUCCACAUGCCGGCAGAGAUCAUCAGCUAUGUGGCUUCAAAGGGAAUCAAACAGGAGGAGUUUGACAGCAUUGAGGAUGCUCUGCCUGAAACCGACGUCCUCUACAUGACGAGGAUCCAGAAGGAGAGGUUUGCCUCUGAGGAGGAGUACAAAGCUUGUUUCGGCCAGUUCAUCCUUACUCCUCACAUCAUGACUGCGGCCAAAAAGAAGAUGGUGGUGAUGCAUCCACUGCCCCGAGUCAAUGAAAUCAGUGCCGAGGUGGACACAGAUCCGCGGGCUGCGUAUUUCCGUCAGGCAGAGAACGGCAUGUACAUCCGAAUGGCCCUGCUGGCCACCGUACUGGGCAGAUAGAUCCAUUGGCUGCUUGUUUGUAGCAGAAAUAAAAAUGCCUAUAGCAAAUAAUAAGUGUUAGACACCAGCAUAUACUUUUCCUGAAAUCAGUGGAUUCCCUCUCCGUCCUUAAAGGGAUGUUAGUAAAGUUAUGUUAAUCAUUAGAGUGUAACUGAAUAAUAAUGUUAUAUCAUGACACUGCUUUUCUUCAUGUUAACAGAACACUCAUUAUUAUAUCUUAUUACAGAGGUAUGAAGAGUUUAAACAUGCAAUAACUGUGUUUCUAGUACACUAUUCCUUUUGUAGAAAUGCUCUGUUUCAACCGUAGAGACUUUGUUUCUUUGUGAUUAUUGACAAACAGUCAGUAUUUGUGAGCCAGGGAGAGGGAGUUGGGCAUUUCUGGUAUUAUCGCGUGUAAAGAAUUAAAUACAGUUUAGAAUAGCUGGAUGAAAUGUGUAACCAGUCUGCACAUACUCGCUGCUAGGUCUUCUUUUCCUUUCAAACCAGCUGCAGAAACAAUUAAAGGGACCAGAUUAGAUAUUAAAAAGGGACAACGUGUGUGAAGAGUGGCUGUAUCCUGACCAAUAACUGUGUUGCAUCUGUAAGAAGUCUGUUGUCUCCUGUGUAAUUCCUUCACUUAAAUGUGUAGCAUUAAAUCAAAUAUGCACAACUUGUUUUGUCUGGUUUAGGGGUAAUUGCUGUUACUGUCAGUGAUUUUUUUGUAUUGCUGUUGCAGUUUUGAAUUUUUUUUACCCAAAUGUGAAAUAUACAUGUUUGUUCAAUGUCAGUGAAUGACUUUGUAUUACGCAGAGAAAUGAAUAAUAAAAAAAAUCA